CCACAUGGCCACAUCUGUUAACUAUUAGGUUUCUUGUGGUCCUAUAUUAAAGUUAGGGCCCUUCACCUAUUACCAAUUGGUUUUAGGUUGGAUGCUUAAUACACUCGUGUAUCAUAUACAUGCAUGAUUGUAUGUCUAUGUAUGCAUGUCUAGAUGUAUGGUAGGGCCCAAGCUUACCCAAAAUUUUAAGUUGUCAACUGAUGGAGACAUCUUUAUAUAUUAUGUCUUUUAUUUUUCUUUUUCAAUCCUUUGGGACAACCCUUUUGUCUGACCUUCAGUAUUUCUCCUGUCUCCUCUCUUGUUUUGAUCUCUGAGCACAUGAAGACCAUCAUCCUUCUCCCUUGUGUAACCCCUCUUCCAUAGUAUCCACCGCACUGUGUCUCAAAUCCUCUCUGCAUUAUCCACUAUAUUUACUAAGAGUUCCAAAUAAGACAACCUGAAUCAGCCAAUGGUAUCAGUAGGCUUUUAAGUGAUUUCCAACUUGUCUUUUAGGUAUGGAGCAGAAGGUCCAGUCAGCAAAGAAGCGUGAGUUAAUGUACUGGUAUUUAGCUUCAAGGGGUGUUCCAAAGAGCCUACAUUGCCUCUGCCUGAAAUUGGCAGAAGAGUAUGCUGUAAAUGCAAUGGCCCGCUCUUGUUUACCUCCUCCGGAACAUGUUUCUCGCCUUGCUGACACAUCCUUCAACCAUAUUGUGCUUCUGACUGACAAUGUCCUGGCCGCCUCUGUUGUGAUAUCCUCUACAGUUGAAAAUGCAGCCAGUCCUGAAAAACUGGUGUUUCACAUAGUAACAGACAAGAAAACGUACUCCCCAAUGCAUGCCUGGUUUGCAACAAAUACGCUGAAAUCAGCAGUAGUGGAAGUUAAGGGAUUACAUCAAUAUGAUUGGUCUCAGGAGGUGAAUGUUGGAGUUAAGCAGAUGUUGGAAAUACAUCACUUGAUUUGUAGUCAUUACUACAAUAAUCUGAAAGAAAACGACCUUGAUUAUGGAGGAGAGCAUCAAAAUUUUUUGGAGGCUUUAAGCCCUAGCUGCCUGUCCCUUAUGAAUCAUCUUCGCAUUUAUAUCCCUGAACUGUUUCCGGAACUCAACAAGAUAGUAUUCUUGGACGAUGAUGUUGUAGUACAACAUGACAUAUCAUCUUUGUGGACAUUGGAUCUCAAUGGGAAAAUCGUUGGUGCCGUCGUUGACUCAUGGUGUGGAGAAAACUGCUGUCCAGGAAGGAAAUACAAGGACUACUUGAAUUUUUCACACCCCGUAAUUCCAUCUCACCUCGACCAAGAUAGUUGUGCAUGGCUUUCUGGUAUGAACAUCUUCGAUCUUGAAGCCUGGAGGAGGAGCAACAUCACAUCUUCUUAUCAUAAAUGGUUGAAACUCAGUCUCAACUCGGGGUUCACACUAUGGCAACCAGGAGUGCUUCCGCCAAGCUUACUUGCUUUCCAAGGGCACGUGCAUCCUAUUGACCCUUUAUGGCAAGUGGCUGGUUUAGGGUAUCGUUCCUCAUCUGCUGGAGGACAGAUAUUAGAGGCUGCUGCUGUUUUGCAUUUCAAUGGCCCUGCCAAGCCAUGGCUUGAGAUCGGUUCUCCAGAAGUACGAAGCCUGUGGAGUAGACAUGUAAAUUUCUCGAACAGCUUUAUCCAGAAAUGUAGGGUUUUGCAUUAGGGCCAGAGGACAAAGUUCUCUGGCACCAUGAUGUACUCAUUUCAGAUUCGGAACCAUGAAAACCAGCAGUAACACGGUUCGGAACCAAAGCAGAGGGAAGAAGGUAUUGGCUUCAGUCUCUGCAUAGUAUGGAAAUCGGUAACUUUCAUGUCCAUAAUAGAAAAUAGAUGAAGGUACUUAAUGAUUUAAGUAAGAUAUGGUAAGGAUCUUCAACAUAUAUGAUUGCAUAAACAAUGUAGCUGUUCAACAACAUUCAUUUAAUCCAAAUUACUUUUAUCA
Messenger RNA from Gossypium arboreum, 1934 nucleotides. RefSeq names its product probable galacturonosyltransferase 15. Gene Ontology annotation, molecular function: polygalacturonate 4-alpha-galacturonosyltransferase activity. The record is from RefSeq and is a predicted model, not a curated record. The transcript is spliced from 4 exons. NCBI's taxonomy places the organism in Eukaryota, Viridiplantae, Streptophyta, Magnoliopsida, Malvales, Malvaceae. The coding region runs from base 495 to 1655 and encodes 386 amino acids.